AUGACAUCUAAUUGUGUACGACGAGUUCUUUUACCAAUUGAUGGUAGUGAACAUAGUAAAAGAGCAGUGAAUUGGUAUUUGUCAGAAUUUAGUAGACCAGAUGAUUUUGCCUAUUUCUUUCAUGUGGUUGAAGCAAAUUACUCCAAGUCUACUGCAAAUGAGACACAUGAUCAUGGAAAAGAGUUAAAUAUUAAUUUGGAUAAAAAUAUUAAAAUGUAUUCAGAAUUAGUCAUAUUCAAAUGGAAUAUGUUAUGCAAAUUGGAAGUAAACCAGGUUACCAGUUAGCUUUACAUCAAUAUUAUCAGUCUGCUACAAUCAAAUCAUCUAACAAAGAACAUAUUUGCUGUUUAACCUGAGUUCAAUUCAGAGAAACAGUAUCAACAUGGAAUCAACACUUGCAUUAAGAUAAAAUUAAACAGCUCUUUAUUGUUAAUUUAAUUCUGAGUAUAUUUUAUACAAUACCGACUCUCCAUAGACGUCACACUCAUUCCACUUCAACUAACCAGUUAAAUUUUAUUUUUCAGUUAUGUAUACAGAAUACUGUUCACGUAGACAUAAUUUAGUCUGGUCGAUAUGAAAUCUUGUUUCAGAUAUGAAAACUGGAUAAAAAUAAAGAGAAUUCAGUGAAGAAAACUUUCUUUUCGACGAAAUCACUUACUUGAGCUGUACAUUCGUGCUUAUAGUUGUAUGGUAAAUAUAUGUUUAUAGAAGGAUGGAAAAGACUGCAUCAUAAAGCGAUUCGAGACUCCAAUUAUGGAAUGAGGCUAAGCAAUAAUCAGGGGAUUAGAGAAUAAUAUAAGCA
Schistosoma margrebowiei is the source of this 802-nucleotide messenger RNA. The record is from the annotation of a GenBank genome assembly. Lineage: Eukaryota; Metazoa; Platyhelminthes; Trematoda; Strigeidida; Schistosomatidae.